Molecule: messenger RNA, 1083 nt
Organism: Malaya genurostris
Lineage: Eukaryota; Metazoa; Arthropoda; Insecta; Diptera; Culicidae
Exons: 1
Coding region: 1-1083 (360 amino acids)
Biological process (GO): DNA integration
Molecular function (GO): nucleic acid binding
Source: RefSeq, a predicted model, not a curated record
AUGGGGGUGGAUUACUUUGGGCCAAUGACAGUAUCUGUCGGUCGCCGAUCGGAAAAACGCUGGGGGGUUAUAGCCACUUGCUUGACUGUACGGGCCAUCCAUUUGGAAGUCGCUCACUCACUCACUACUGACUCGUGUAUUAUGGCUCUACGCAACGUGAUUGCUAGAAGAGGAAUUCCAAAUGCUAUUUAUAGCGACCGCGGUACAAACUUUGUGGGCGCUAAUAAAGAAUUGAGGACGCAGUUCGACCAGUUAGACCACGAUAAGAUAUCAGCUGUAUUCGUCACAUCCCACACAACAUGGAGCUUCAUUCCGCCCAUGUCGCCUCAUAUGGGUGGAGCGUGGGAGAGACUAAUACGCACGGUCAAGCAAAAUCUAGACAGGUUACUCCCAAAUCGUUCGCCAACAGAUGAAACACUACGGAACAUACUGAUUGAAGUGGAGCACAUCGUUAACUCAAGGCCGUUAACUGAAAUCCCGCUUGACAAUGACCAAUCUCCAGUUCUAACUCCCAACCAUUUCAUCAUUGGGUCGUCCAACGGACUGCUUCCUUGGACCUGCUUCGACGAUAAUCCUGCGCGACUGAAGCAAAAUUGGCGUCUAUCGCAGAGUGUAGCGAACCAGUUUUGGAAGCAAUGGUUACGCGACUAUCUUCCCUCUCUGACUCGCAGGGCGAAAUGGAUCGAGGAAGUAAAACCGAUUAAAAUCAACGACAUUGUGGUUAUCGUCGACGAGAGGUUCCCUCGCAACUGUUGGCCAAAAGGACGUGUCAUAGCGACCAAAGUAGCAUCAGACGGACAAGUUAGGUCGGCAACCGUGCAAACCACCAAUAGGGUAUACGAGCGGCCGGCCGUCAAGCUCGCGGUUCUCGACGUUGACGUACGAGAGAAUACAUCUCAGAAGGAUCUUCGAUGCAUUGAAGAGGGGAGUGUUAAGAACGCAACGUCGAUCGACGGCUCCAGUCCACCCCUGCGUAAAAAUACCAGAAGAAACGCCGUCCACACCCGUCGACUGACAGGAGGAUCGGCUGUCGAAAUGUCAAAGGAUGUUGACGAAAGACGGGAAGAAGAAAACGAAAAGUAA